AGCUGCAGUUAGCAUGGAGCCAGCACACAAAAGGUGCUUAAUAAAUGCUUCAUGAACUAUACUUAGCAUGGAGCCAACACAUCAAAGGUGCUUAAAAAAUGCUCCAUGAGCUGUACUUAGCAUGGAUCGAGCACACAGAAGGUGCUUAAUAAAUGCUUCAUUAACUGUACUUAGCAUGGAGCCAGCACACAGAAGGUGCCUAAUAAAUGCUCCAUGAGCUGCACUUAUCAUGGAGCCGGCACACAGAAGGUGCUCAAUGAAUGCUUCAUGAACUAUACUUAGCAUGGAGUCAGCACACAGAAGAUGCCUAAUAAGUGCUCCAUGAGCUGUACUUAGCAUGAGGCCAGCAUACUGAAGGUGCUCAAUGAAUGCUCCAUAACUGUACUUAACCUGGAUCCAGCAUACAGGAGGUGCUUAACAAAUGCUGCAUGAGCUGUAUUUAGUAUGGAGCCAGCACACAAAAGAUGCUUAAUAAGUGCUCAAUGAACUACUUAGCAUGGAGCCAGCACACAGAAGGUGCUCAACGAAUGUUCCAGGGUCUUUACGAGCAUGGAGCCAGCACACAGGAAAUGCGGAAUAAAUAAAUGCUCCAUGAACUACUGGUAUGACACUGGCAUACAGAAAGUGCCCAAUAAAUGCUUAGUGACCCAUAUAUGCUGCAUGGAGUGAUUUGUUCUGAACCAUACACUCAUUUGUUUGGGGGGCAGUCUACAAAGUAACCAUCGGACCUGGGGGGAAAGUUUUUGGUGUGUUUAGUGGAGUUUAACCCCAUUGGGUGGCUGCUUGGCAACGUCCAGCUGAGCUGAUUCCGAGCCUGUGUGGGCUGAAGACAUACUUGCUGCUGUGGUCCCGGCUGCUGGUCCGACAGCCAAGUGUGUGCAGACCUUACCCCCAGCUCUUGGAUGCCUCUUCCCUGCCCAGGCAACCCUUGUCUGUCUUCCCAGCCUAAGUCCCCCAGCACAGACUUGCAUCAAGGCAGAACCAGAUGUCGGAGUCAACUAGGGCUGGGUUGUGUCCCUUCCCACCCGGUGAUCUCUUUCCCUCACCUCCCUGCCCUGUAGCUUCUCCAUCUGUAAAAUGGCCAAUAGCUCCACAUGGCGCUCCGGUGAGGAUUAAACAGAGGUGAUAACGCUUUGAAGAUUCUAAAAAGACACCAAAACUUCGGGAAUUUUUGUUUUGUUUGUUUUGUUUUGUUUUUUUGAGAAUCUCUUUUGUUUUUUGAGUCUCUCUUUGUCACCCAGGCUGGAGUGCAGUGGCACAAUCUCGGCUCACUGCAACUUCUGCCUCCUGGGUUCAAGUGAUUCUCCUGCCUCAGCCUCCCAAGUAGCUGCGAUUAUAGGCCUGUGGCACCACGCCUGGCUAACGUUUGUUUUUUUUUAAAUGGAGUCUCACUCUGUUGCCCAGGUUGGAGUGCAAUGGUACGAUCUCGGCUCACUGCAACCUCCACCUCCCUCAAACCAUUCUUCUGCCUCAGCCUCCCAAGUAUCUGGGAUUACAGGCACAUGCCACCACUCCCAGCUAAUUUUUGUAUUUUUAGUAGAGAUGGAGUUUCACCAUGUUGGCCAGGCUGGUCUCGAUCUGCCUGCCUCGGCCUCCUAAAGUGCUGGGAUUAUGGGCGUGAGCCACUGCACCUGGCCAGGAACGUUUAUUUUUAAGAUAAAGUCAUGUAGCAAUUUCACCUGAGCCCAGCAGAAAUAAGUGCACGUGUUCACCAAAAAAUAUGCACAAAAAUAUUCAUGGGCUGAGUUAUCCAUAAUAUCCCCAAACAGGAGUGUCCCCCUGCAGUGGGUUGGAGAAGUCACUUGUGGUCUGUUCACCCAGUGGAAUACGAUACAGCCAUGAAAACUACCAGUUGCUUGGCCAGGUGCGGUGGCUCACACCUGUAAUCCCAGCACUUUGGGAAGCUGAGGUGGGAGGAUCGCUUGAGCCCAGGAGGUCGGGAUCAGCCUAGGCAACGUGAUGAAACCCUAUCUCUGUAAAAAAUACAAAAAAAUUUAGCAGGGCAUGGUAGAUGGUGCCUCUAGUCCCAGCAUCUCAGGAGGCUGAGGCGGGAGGAUCUCUUGAGCCCAGGAGGUGGAGGCAGCAGUGAGCCAUGAUUGCACCACUGCACUCUAGCCUGAGUGACAGAAUGAGACCCUGUGGAAAAAAUAAAAAAUAAAAAAGGCAGGGCAUGGUGGCUCACGCCUGUAAUCCCAGCACUUUGGGAGGCUGAGGCGGGUGGAUCACCUGAGGUCAGGAUUUCGAGACCAGCUUGGCCAACAUGGUGAAACCCUAUUUCUACUAAAAAUACAAGAAUUAGCCUGGCGUGGUGGCACACGCCCAGCUACUCAGGAGGCUGAGGCAAGAGAAUUGCUUGAACUUGGGAGGCAGAGGUUGCAGUGAGCUGAGAUCACACCACUACACUCCAGUCUGUCGACAGAGCGAGACUCCGUCUCAAAAAGAAAAAAGGUUCAUGAACCACCGAGUCCCUGCCCACAAGAGGUACCAGCCCACAGAGUAUGAACAUGCGGCCAACUGUGCCACCCAUGCUUUCUGGAUCAUCCCCAGCAUCCUGGGCAGCUCCAACCUCUACUUCCUCUCGGACGAUGACUGGGAGACCAUCUCCGCCUGGAUCUACGGCCUCGGCCUCUGCGGCCUCUUCGUGGUGUCCACCGUGUUUCACACCAUCUCCUGGAAGAAGAGCCACCUCAGGAUGGUGGAACACUGUCUACACAUGUUCGACCGGAUGGUCAUCUAUUUCUUCAUAGCGGCUUCCUACGCACCCUGGCUGAACCUUCGGGAGCUGGGCCCCUGGGCCUCCCACAUGCGCUGGCUGGUCUGGAUUAUGGCUUCCGUGGGCACCAUCUAUGUCUUCUUCUUCCACGAGCGGUACAAGCUUGUGGAGCUUCUCUGCUACGUCGUAAUGGGCUUCUUCCCUGCCCUGGUCAUCCUCUCCAUGCCCAACACCGAGGGCAUCUGGGAGCUGGUGACCGGAGGGGUCUUCUACUGCCUGGGCAUGGUCUUCUUCAAGAGUGACGGAAGGAUCCCCUUUGCCCAUGCCAUCUGGCAUCUCUUUGUAGCAUUUGGUGCUGGUACCCACUACUAUGCCAUCUGGAGGUACCUCUAUCUGCCCAGCACCCUGCAGACCAAGGUGUCCAAAUGAGGUGACCCAGACUCCAGAGAUUGUUUGGGCUUUAGGAGUGGAGCACAUUUCUGCGAACGUUAACCCAGAGCACAGCGCCAAGGCCUGUCUUCCCUUCAUUGGGUAGAGUUCUUGAUGGCUCCGAGGUGACUUCUGGUGACAGCCAGAUCAUCCCUCGAGUCCCCAGCGAGAAAGAAAGCAUUUAGCCAUUCUUACAGAGGAGAAAUUAACCCUGUAAUGUGUUUCUAUGUUAGAUGAGCAUUUCCUAAUACAAGCAACAUUAACAUCUUCAGAAAAGGAAGCAGGCGUGGUCCUGGAAAAUUGGGGAAUGACGAGCCAAUCUGUGUUUCUUAAGGUCCUGAGGAAUCUGGCAAGGAGUCCUGUGGGUUGUUUAUACCUGAGUGGCCAGGGCCUCCCUCUCUGCUACCAAAGUUCAGGCUGGCGAAUUGUCUCCGGUUCAGGGAAAGGGGACAGCCCAGCUUGUAGAUGAGGGACGGUGAAUGGCUGUGAGGAUGGCAGACAUCACCAAUCAAGUGCAGCACAUGGGUGAUGUCAGAAUUCUUCCCAGCACAGUGUUCUGGGCAGCCAGUACCAAUCAAUUUGGCACUCAUGAUGGGACCUCUUUGCUCUUCCUGUUUGGUGUGCUCUGAAAUGGGAUAAUGGCCAGAGUAGCUGAAAAUCUCCAAAUGGGCAUUUGCAUGCCUAUCUCCUCAUCUCCCCCUCCCUUUUGGGAAGCUCCUGGAGUAGGCAGUUUGGGGACAGUAGAGGGAAACUGAGGCACACCCCCAUUUAGCCCCUGAUGUUCUGUUCCACCGUAGUUGGUUCUCAGUACAGUUGGGGAUGAGGAUGCUGUUACUUGGCCAUUUCUUCCUAUCCCCAAAAAUCCAGAGACAUUACAAGAGCCAUUCAUUCAUUAGAUGGGGCAAACAGCCCCCGGGCACUUGCUCCCUGUUCCAUACUUAAGGUUUGUGAUGCCAACAUUUGGAUUCUCUCUUGGUGCCAAUCAGUGGCUGUUAGAGGCUACUCAGGUGUACCCCAAAGGGAAGGCGCACAGAUCUGGGGAGACUGUUCCAGGUCCCCUCAACCUCUGAAGUGCCCAGUAGCCCAACAACAAGGCUUCUGGGGGCCUGUUCUUCAGCCUCGGUCAGGGUGGGGCCAGCCUCUCUGUGCAAUGCUGCCCGGACAUUUACUGGGGAGGUGAGUAGCAGGCGCAGCUCCAGGAUCUGAAUUGGAAUCUCAGAUUCUCUGGAUAAAGAAUCUGUCUCAAGUCAGGAGGUCCUUAUUCUGCGACUCCCAGCCAGAGUGGAGAGGGCACGGACAGGAUGCCUUAUGCUUAUCUCUAGCACAUUCCAGGGGGUUCCAGGGCUCCUGCACCUGGAAUCCUGUGUGUCCAAGCCAGUAUUAAAUUAUCUCGACACAUUCCACA
Symphalangus syndactylus (siamang) is the source of this 4547-nucleotide messenger RNA. RefSeq names its product monocyte to macrophage differentiation associated 2 (gene MMD2). Lineage: Eukaryota; Metazoa; Chordata; Mammalia; Primates; Hylobatidae. Gene Ontology annotation, molecular function: pore-forming activity. Gene Ontology annotation, cellular component: membrane. The record is from RefSeq and is a predicted model, not a curated record.